Molecule: messenger RNA, 1278 nt
Organism: Astrephomene gubernaculifera
Lineage: Eukaryota; Viridiplantae; Chlorophyta; Chlorophyceae; Chlamydomonadales; Astrephomenaceae
Source: the annotation of a GenBank genome assembly
GUUGCGAUAAGCUGUUUGGACUUCGGUAUUACUAGUUGGUCUGAUUAGAAUUAGAAAUGGCAUCUCUACUAGCAGCGCGCGGCACCUUUGUGGCCAGGACUUCUGCUCCGGUCAAGUGCGUGGCGUCUAUGCGGAGCGCUAUGACCAGCCGUGCAAUUAUGCCUUUUACGCCUCGUGUAGCACAGACGAGCUCCUUCCUGGGUGGCUCUUUCGCUGGCAGCAGCCUGGUUCGCGUGGCGCCUGCUCGCGGUAGCCUGCUGGUGAUGGCAAAUGCAAAGAAAUCUAUUGCUUGCACAAAGGAGGGCACCAACAGGAAGCGCCGGCGGACGUCAGGCUUCAGGACGCGUCUCGCAACCAAGAAUGGACGCAAGGUCCUUAAGGCCCGCCGGGCUAAGGGCCGCCACUCCAUCUGCCCUGCUUCGGAGCGCAAGUCUGGCGGCAAGAAGUAAAUAGAUGCGCGGGGUCGACUGGAGCUUUGGCUCGUUUUUGAGAAGCAUGAGGACCUCAAAAGAGGCAGCGGCAGUUUUGACUAGUCUAGCCGCGUGCCUGGGACGUACAUGAUGUGACGUUGCUGGGGGCAGGGGUGAAGGCUUGGGGAAAUGCGACUCUGGGAGAUUGUUGGGAUUCGGCUCCCAAAUCAAGCUGCUGGGGGGCUUGCUGGGUUUGGGUUCGAUGUCCUCCUGAGGCUUGCAUGCUGGUUUGGGAUGUAGAUAUAGGGAAGUCAGGUUGUAAGGGUUUUGUGGACUGUUAAGGCUGCUGACGUUUACUUGACUGAUGUGGUCAAGGGUGUGAGUGACAGCUGACCAUGUCUUUCAGGGUGGCUGUAGAAAUUCAGCUGAUCUCACUUCCGCGGGUUGCGGUUCUGGGGAUUGCCUGGGAAUGUUUGAAGGUGUGAGGUACAUGUCCAUUUUGCCGCGGAUAUGUAAGGGCCUACACACCUGGUUCAUGGGUGACAUCGCUCGGGUUGCGAGGUUGUGCAGGCGGCAGUGGCAGCGACGGAAUGCCCAGUGAAAUUAUUUGGUUACACAAGCUACGGAGCGUUCAGAAACCACCCUCAGCCCGAGACCAUCAAAGCCAGACCGAACCCGAGGCCAGGUCACACCGAAAGCCGGGCAAUGCCCGGCCACUGGAAAGCGCUAUUUUGGCAUCCGAGGCGGCAUCACACAUCAUGGGCUACACCCGCAUGUGCUUGCUGCACAGCGCAUGUCAGUUGCUGCCUUUCCAGCAUGCACAGCCCGUGCAUGUAAAUCACACCCUUUCAACUUCCGUAUGCAGCGC